AUGGCACCGCAACCUUUUUCUCCACCCUACCAAAGAAAGGGACAACACUCUAUGUCGGGCAAAACUGUUGUUUCCAGUAGCUAUGGAGGUGGAGGAAAAGGAAAAGGCCCAGGUGCUCGAGGUAUUGGAGGUCCUCGUUUGAGAAGACACCGCAAGGUUCUGAAAGAUAACAUCAAUGGUAUCACCAAAGGUGAUAUUCGUCGUCUUGCUCGAAGAGGUGGAGUCAAACGUAUCUCGGCUCUGAUUUACCACGACGUCCGUGAAGCCAUUAAAGCGCGUCUAAAUGAGGUUCUACGCGAUUGCGUUGCUAUUGUCGAACACUCAAAGCGCAAGACGGUCACGGCCAACGAUGUGAUCUGGGCCCUUCGACGACAAGGAAGACCGAUCUAUGGCUUCGAUAAUAUUAAUGAUAAAUGA
This is a messenger RNA of Sclerotinia sclerotiorum 1980 UF-70, 417 nucleotides long. RefSeq lists its product with no specific name. Gene Ontology annotation, molecular function: structural constituent of chromatin; DNA binding; protein heterodimerization activity. Gene Ontology annotation, biological process: nucleosome assembly. The record is from RefSeq and is a predicted model, not a curated record. The transcript is spliced from 5 exons. The coding region runs from base 1 to 417 and encodes 138 amino acids. NCBI's taxonomy places the organism in Eukaryota, Fungi, Ascomycota, Leotiomycetes, Helotiales, Sclerotiniaceae.